GGGUCUCUGCUACUUGCAUGGCAGCUGAGGGGAGAGCGGGUACUUAUCGUAGGAGGGGGAGAAGUUGCAUCAACCCGUCUUGCCAAAGUUCUUGAGGCCGAUGCCAAUGUGACGCUCGUUGCGCCCUCUGAGAGUCUUCAUCCCGAAAUUCGCUACCGUAUUUUCUCCGACCCGUUCACAAGUAAAAAGAUAACUUAUCACGACCGAAAUUUUAAUGGUGGUGGUGGCGGUGGUGAUCUCGAAGGUGUAGAUAUGGUCCUCACCGCUAUUGAUGACGUGGAAAUAUCGCGCUCCAUCUACGAACACGCUCAUGCUCGUAAGAUCCCUACGAACGUCGCCGAUAUUCCCCCUUCCUGCGACUUCUAUUUCGGUGCUCAAUUAAGAUCAGGACCUUUACAAGUGAUGGUCAGCACGAAUGGCAAGGGCCCAAAAAUCGCUAGCAUGGUUCGGGACAGCAUUCAGGGACACGUCGUUACUAUCAGUGGUUCUGGAGGUAUCGGCGAGAUUGUCGAGAAAGUGGGAAUGUUGCGUGAGCGCUUAAGGGAGCGCGCACCCGGAGUCGGAGGCGAGGUCAGCAAGAAACGCAUGAAAUGGAUGGUCGACUUGUGCAACACGUGGACCUUGGAGGAGCUGGGCCUUCUGGACGACCGUAUAAUGGACACGUUGCUUGAUGAAGGUUGGGAGAAA
Molecule: messenger RNA, 687 nt
Organism: Cantharellus anzutake
Lineage: Eukaryota; Fungi; Basidiomycota; Agaricomycetes; Cantharellales; Hydnaceae
Product: putative NAD(P)-binding-domain-containing protein
Exons: 2
Biological process (GO): siroheme biosynthetic process
Molecular function (GO): precorrin-2 dehydrogenase activity; protoporphyrin ferrochelatase activity
Source: RefSeq, a predicted model, not a curated record